UCGGGGAUCCCUUUAUGAGUUAUGUUCGGCCUUUUAGAUCCGUUAAUCUGAUCCUUUUCUCUCGCAGAUGUUUGUUCCUGAGGGCCGUCCCACACCCAACAACGACGUAGGAAUCAAGUACAACGUUAAGCAAAGGCCGUUCCCAGAAGAGGUCGAUAAGAUUCCUCUUGUCAAAGCUGAUGUCAGCAUUCCUGACCUGGAUGAUAUAGUCAGCAGGGAGGUGGGUUGUUUGGGCUGUGAGGAUGAUUCAGAAGCCACAAGUUCACUGAUGAAUAAAAAUGCUCACCUGGAAAUUCAACACGAUAAGCUUCGUACUCUGAUGACGAAGCAGAUAGAAUAUGAGAACUCUUUGGAACGACGCAGUGAUGAAAUCUUGAAGUCCAAGCCUUUUCCCGACCCACAGACGGACUGCAAACCCCCUCCGCCCUCACAGGAGUUCCAGACAGCACGRCUCUUCCUCUCACAGUUUGGCUUCCUGUCUCUGGAGGCACUGAAGGAACCCAACAACAGUCGUCUUCCUCCUCAUCUCAUCGGCCUGGACACAUCUUUGCCAGGAUUUUUUGAUGACAUCAGCUACCUGGACUUGCUUCCCUGUCGACCAUUUGACACCGUCUUUAUUUUCUACGUGAGAGCUGGACAGAAAAGCAGCUCUGAGAUCCUGAGGAACGUGGAGUCAUCAGCUACAGUCCAGCCCCACUUUAUGGAGUUCUUGUUGUCUUUGGGCUGGUCUGUGGAUGUGGGAUGCCACCCAGGGUGGACUGGACACCUGGACACCAGCUGGUCCCUGAACUCCUGCUCCGACACCAAUGAUAUUCAACAAGCAGAAGAAGCAGGUACUCCUGAGGACACAGGUGGUUCAGUGUUCAACGGAGAGAGGAAGGUUUUAUACUAUGCCGAUGCUCUGUCUGAGAUAGCCUUCGUCGUUCCGUCUCUAACAGAAAGCUCAGAGCAGUCAUCGGUGCACAGUGACUCCACAGUGGAGGCAGACACCAACACAGACCUCAUGCCUGGUAUACUUCGACAACACAAUCUCACACUGGAACUCUUCCCCAACCAUUCGGAGAACUUGGAGUCGGCCAAAAAGCUCAGUCCCUUCGUGAGGACAAAGAGGUCAUCGACUGGAAAGCCUUACCCCCAGCUGGGUCCUGAAACCAAGGUGUUUGUAGUCUGGGUGGAACGUUUUGACGACAUUGAGAACUUCCCGUUGUCUGAUCUUUUGGCAGAAACCAGUACGGGUUUAGAGGCCAGCCUGAGCAACAGCACUUCCUGCAGGUCGGUGUUACUAGAAAAGGARGUUCCUCUGAUCUUCAUUCACCCCCUGAAGACGGGACUUUUCAGGAUUCGGGUGCACGGAGCUGUAGGCAAAUUUGGCAUGGUGAUUCCUCUCGUGGACGGAAUGGUUGUCAGCCGCAGAGCUCUGGGAUUUCUUGUGCGUGAAACUGUCAUCAACGUGUGCAGACGGAAGCGCCUGGAAAGUGACUUGUACAACCCUCCUCAUGUGAGGCGAAAACACAAAAUAACAGAGAUUGUCCAGCGUUACCGCAACAAGCAGCUGGAGCCCGAGUUUUACACCUCGCUCUUCCACGAGGCCGGGGAUGGAAAGCCUCACCUCUAACCCCGCCCCCUCCUCCGUCCUGUCCCAACACUGGCUCACUGACACACACACACACACACACUCAUUCUAAACUUAGAUACCAUUUUCAACUGUGCGUGCACACAUACACACACAGAAUCUUUAUAUUUAUACUGUACUAUUUUGGUAUUUAUAUGAAAACAUAUAUCAACACGGUUUGCCUUUGACUCUGAGAUCAAAGUGUCAAGAACCAUGCCAAGGUAGAAAAACAUCCAUUUCUGUACUGCAGCUGCUUGUUGGAGCUCUGAAUGGCUGAAGUUUACAGUGACCGUCUCUCUCCUUGUUUAGGUUCAUGCUUUUUGACAAAAAUAGGAGUUUUUGCUCGUCUUUAAAUGCAAUACAUUAGUAACACUGUUGGCCUUUUGAACUUUUAAAACCCUAGGAUGUGAGUAAUUUUCACAAGGUUUGAUCAUAAAGYGUUGUCUUUAAAUCUGUUCUCGUUUUGGAUUUUUGUUUUUUUGCCAAUGUUUUGRGUUAUGGCCAAACAGAUUAUUCACAUCCAGACACCUGCUAUAGUCUUCCUAAUGUGAUCACGCAUUUGGCCGUUUCAGCAGCAAACAGAACUCAGAAAUAUUUGUGUUUUUCCUCAGACGAGUAAUGAUUUUGUGUUUAUUUACUGAACAUGAGUGUCAUUUCCAUAAGUGUGCUUUGUGCACGGUCAUCCUGUUACACAACCACCACUACACUGUGUGUGUGUGUGUGUGUACACGGCCAUUUGUGUGCUUGUUUAGCUAUUCAGUUGACACUAAAAGAGGUCACAGAACCUCAGAGGUCCCGCUCCUGGCGUUUAAAAAUAGAUUUGUCACUUUAGAAAACAUGGCUUUCAAGAUAAUACUGUUUUAAAUAUCUCAGCUAUUUUUUUGUUUCCUGUCACUCAAGCUAACAUUAGAAUAGGUUUACUCUCAAUGUUUGGGUUUACUGACAGUGCGAGCUGUUACAGAGCUCCUGGAGUUUGCACUUAAUGUUUGCAGGGCUAACCUAAAACGACCGAAAACGUAUUUUAGGCUCGACAUCUCUGCUGACACCAAACAGUAUGGCAGCGCAGUUUUAAGUGUCUUAAUCCUUCUGACAAAAUCUAAAAAAUGGAUCCACUGGCCAAAAUGCUCAAUGUAGCCAACAACAUAAAAUGAUACUGUGCAAAACCUCGGCCACCCUUUUUAUUGUUACUUUUUUUUGCUUUAAAAGAAAUAGACCAUAUUUUCAUCUUUAAACAGGUUUGAUCCAAGUUUAUUAACAGUUUUCAGUCGUUUUUUUGGAUAUUGUCUGUUUUUUGUUUUAGUUUCAGCAAAAUUAACUUUUUGCUUCUUCACUUAACACUGACAUUUUAGUAGUUUUAUCACAAAACAAGCAUCUACAGGUAAACUAAAGUUAGUAUCAUUUAUAGCUAAAAGCAUAUUAGAGUAUUUUUGGCUAAAUCUUAUUCAGCCUAGAAAAGGCAAGUGCAGCUGAACAACUUUUUAUUUAUUUAUUUUUUGUAAAUCUAAACAAAUUAGAUUUAUUGGUUAAUAUUUUAGGUUUAGGAGCCUUUUUCACUAGAAUUAUUCAUAGGUCAAACUUAAUUGGUGCACACAGAAAUAAAAAAUAAAUAAAACAUUUUUUUUCUGAAAAAAGUCACUUUUAAGUACAGGAUGUAAAAUAAAUAAAAAUAACAGGCAAAUUUCUUAAGAGAACUUAUGGGAAAAACAAAAACUCAAAAGUAUUCUUGACACUAGUUUGUAAAUUACCAUAAAGASUGUUUCUUUAAGCAAACAACAACAACAAUAAAAAAAAAGGACUAACCGGUGGCAUGGGACUUUGCACAGUGCUGUACAAACUGUUUUUUUAACCCAUAAAGAGUAAAUUUUCAUUUAAGCUCAAAUAGUUACAAAAAUGUGCAGAUUUGCCUUCACAAAAUGUUAAUCAAACUUUAUUUUUAUGAUUUUUCUUUUGUUUAUUCACUGUACCUUUUUGUUUUGUUUUAAGUCCUCUGACUGUCUGCCUGUAACAAUGUGAAUUUAUUUAUCACAGACACGGGACAGGGCAAACACCUCUUAGUUUCUAUGAUAUAUUGGAAAGUCUUAUUGCACUGAGCAUAUUGUUUUUUUUGUUACCUUACAUGUCUUUUCUACUUUUUUGUGCAUUUUGGAAGAAAAUCCCUGCUGAAGGAAGAGUUUUAUCUUGUGAUAUAUGAGUGAAGAAGAGGCUUUGUGGAGUUUUUAACCUAUGUCUAAUUGUGACUCACUUUUUAUGACGGUGCUGUACGCACAUGCCUUUUUUUGGAAGGAAAGUACAUUAAAUACGCUUCAAAGAAACUACACACAAUCAGUCACACGUUGUAUCCUGUUACUCUUCUAAUGUUUUGAUCGUAUUUAAGGACUUGCCAUGUACAGAAGUGGAAGAAUAUGUAAAUAAGCGAUAGCAUAAGGCAUUUAGAAGUUGUCCGUUGCAUUCUGCGUCUGAGAUGGCCAACAAAAUGUAUGUAUGUUUGUAAUUAUAUGCAGAAGGGAACACAGUGGGUAUUGAAUGUAACAUGCAUUAAUUAAAACCAUUAUUGACAUUUUAAUUUCUCCACUUUUUAAUAAAAUGUCAUUUCCAUGCCUUA
Molecule: messenger RNA, 4214 nt
Organism: Austrofundulus limnaeus
Lineage: Eukaryota; Metazoa; Chordata; Actinopteri; Cyprinodontiformes; Rivulidae
Product: ral GTPase-activating protein subunit beta
Exons: 11
Coding region: 68-1615 (515 amino acids)
Biological process (GO): activation of GTPase activity; regulation of small GTPase mediated signal transduction
Molecular function (GO): GTPase activator activity
Source: RefSeq, a predicted model, not a curated record